AUGUCGUCAGGAACUGAAAUUCGCGAGGGGCAGAUGUCUGGAACACGAGAGGUACACGUCCGCUCCCAGAAUUGGUGCAGGAGCCUGAAUAAGUGGGGAGGUGAUGCGACCAGAGGGAAGAGCCGUGGUAUCACUCCUGAGCCGUUGAGUGGCGCUCCUAUGCUUGGGGCGACAUUGGCUAAGUUGGCGUCUUUAAAAGUGUUAGCUUCGGUUGUUGUUCGAUCAGAGAGUCAUACUUGCCUUGACGAUAGCUAUCUUCCGGUCCAACCCAAGCUUGCGUCACAGAAACAUCAGGUUCGCUUGGUGCGGUGUGCCAGGAGGCGGACCGGCCCAGAGGGGGAUCCGAGCUACCACCAGAUUGUUGACUACUUCGACUAUGCGCCGACUCGAGGUCGAGGAAGUUGUCGCUUUCUUCUUGACGCACCUGACAAGCUCUAUGGAUAUCUCCCGAGACUGUUCGGACAGAAAUAUAUUCUCACCAUCUGCCUGCUCGUACAUUUGCCUGCUUUCCCUGAGCAAGUCGUCCAGAACUUUCAUCUGAACGCUAGGAAAGCAGGUGUAGCACUUGGUGGCGGCAGAGGUGACCACUAUAAAAAACCCGACUACACUGGCAGCGAAUUUGAAGUGAUUUGCAGAGGUACUGUCCAUGAUCUCUGCGAGUGGCAAGACAUUGUUACAGAGGAUGUACAAGUUUAA
Laccaria bicolor S238N-H82 is the source of this 696-nucleotide messenger RNA. RefSeq lists its product as uncharacterized. The record is from RefSeq and is a predicted model, not a curated record. Lineage: Eukaryota; Fungi; Basidiomycota; Agaricomycetes; Agaricales; Hydnangiaceae. The transcript is spliced from 4 exons. Bases 1 to 696 code for a protein of 231 amino acids.